AUGGCUGUCGCUUUGACCGCUGCUCUGGGUUCAAUGUCUGCAUUCGCUGAUACGACGAAUGGCCAAAUUGAAUUCCAGGGUGAACUGGUGAAUACCGCAUGUGGUCUGGCGCCAGGCUCCAGCCCGGUAAGCGUUGAUUUUGGCCAGAUUCCUGUUUCUGCGCUGGCUAAUG
Plasmopara halstedii is the source of this 172-nucleotide messenger RNA. RefSeq names its product major fimbrial subunit. Gene Ontology annotation, cellular component: pilus. Gene Ontology annotation, biological process: cell adhesion. The transcript has a single exon. Lineage: Eukaryota; Oomycota; Peronosporomycetes; Peronosporales; Peronosporaceae. The annotation marks the transcript as partial. The record is from RefSeq and is a predicted model, not a curated record.